Drosophila ananassae is the source of this 1848-nucleotide messenger RNA. Its product is annotated as G-box-binding factor. Lineage: Eukaryota; Metazoa; Arthropoda; Insecta; Diptera; Drosophilidae. The record is from RefSeq and is a predicted model, not a curated record. The transcript has 2 exons. The coding region runs from base 58 to 1719 and encodes 553 amino acids.
UUGGCCACAACUAGCCAUUGCUCACUCAGCACUCAGCCUCCAGUCGCACGCCACACCAUGAAGCUCAGAGCUUGUCAGAUAUUCCUGUUAGUUGCUCUUCUGGGGAUCCACGCCCUGGAAGCGGUGGUGGUUGGUGGGGGACACCAGCAGCUCCACAACAACAACCGGAAUGGCUACCGAUACAAUGGACCGGCCCACAAGUACCUGCCCGUCGAACAGCCAGAGGAGCACCAUCGGGAGCACCAGGAUCAUCAGCAGAAUGGCUAUAAUGGGCCCUAUAGCUCCCAGCACUACGAUGAGCAGAGGCAGCACCAUGGCGGCAAGGAGCAGGCCUGGCAGCCCGUCUUCUCCCAGGGUGUCUCUCAGGGAAGUCAUCAUCAAGGAUUAGGAGGACAGCAGCAACAUCAUCAGGGACUGGGAGGACAACAGCAACAUCAUCAGAUCCUGGGAGGACAACAGCAACACCAUCACAUCCUGGGAGGACAACAGCAACAUCCCAACAACGAGCAAUCCUAUGAAGGAGAAGCCUGGAACUCCCAUCAGGGCCAGCACGGAGGUCAGAAAGGAGAGUCCUGGAACUCCCAGUCGGGGCAUCAAGGCCAUCAGAAGAUAGAACCCUGGACCUCGAACCAGGUUCAGUAUGAAACCCAAAGAGGAGAGUCCUGGCAGUCCAACCAAGGCCAUCAGAGCAGCCAACGAGGAGAGUCCUGGCAAUCCAACCAAGGCCAUCAGGGAGGCCAGAAAGGAGAGUCCUGGCAGUCGCAUUCCAGACAAUACGAUAACCAAAAAGGAGAGUCCUGGAACUCUCAACUGGGAGGAGAAGCCUGGCAAUCCCACCAAGGACAUCAGGGCAACCUUCGAGGUGAUUCUUACGGCUCCCAUUCCGGACAACAAGGCAACCACCACGAAGAAUCCCUCAACUCCCAAUCGGGACAUCAAGGCCACCAAAGCCAAGAAUCCUGGAACUCUCACUCCGAGCAGCCCGAAGGCCACAAAGGCGGAGAAUCCUGGAACUCGCAGCGUGGAGAGUCCUGGCAAAGUCACGGCAACCAGAAUAACCAAUACCGCGGCGAUCUCUGGCAGCCCAUCCGUGACCAGGACCUGGAGAAACUGCCCUCCGCCGAGGCCCAUGCCUCCAGCCACAAAACCCUUGCCCGUCCCGGCAAGAUCUCGAAACUAGUGCCAGCCUAUACCCUGUCCAGUGACGCCGAGCACGAUCGAUUCAUUGGCCUGGACUCCUUGGACACCCGUCUGCUGUCCCAAUCCCUGCCGGAUGCCUACAGGAAAGUGCCCUUCUCCUCGCCCUCUGGCCCCGGAUCUCUGGCCCAGAGUCAGCGUCAUGAACAGCAACUUGGAGGAUCCUCAUCCUCGGGCUAUUUGCAGAUGCAAUCCCACUCGUAUCAACUGCCCUCCACCCAGAGCACCCACCGGGAGUAUCCCCAGGAGCAGCAGCAUCACUCCGGCAAUCGGCAGUACUCCGCCAAUGCCUAUGCCGUAUCUCCAUCGUAUCUCCACUCUUCCCAGAACCCAUCAUCCUCGCAGUUCUCGCAGUCCCACUCCCAAAACCCUUCAUCUCAGUUCCCAUCCCACUCCCAAAACCCUUCAUCUCAGUUCUCAUCCCACUCCCAGAACCCUUCAUCUCAAUUCCCAUCCCACUCCCAAUCCCCUUCCAAUGGCCUGACCCAUCCCAGCAGGGAGUUCCAGCCCCCAUAUUACUAAAUAUUUCAUUCCAAAAUCCUAUUAUUUAUUUUUUUUUUUUUUUACAUCCAAAAUUAUUAUUUUCAGAUCUUGCAUUUCUCGAGAAAAGCAUUCAAACUGAAGAGUUCGAAACUAAAUUUUUGUAAAAAU